AUGCCUGCGCUCUGUGGAGGAAGCAAGACGGUUCAGCGAAAGCUGGUACUACUCGGCGACGGUGCGUCCGGAAAGACUUCGUUGCUCAACGUCUUUACGAGAGGCUACUUUCCAACGGUCUACGAACCUACCGUCUUCGAGAACUAUGUCCAUGACAUCUUUGUCGACAACGUUCAUAUCGAACUUUCCCUCUGGGACACUGCUGGCCAGGAGGAGUUUGACCGACUCCGAAGUCUGUCGUAUGAUGACACCGACCUCAUCAUGCUCUGCUACAGCGUUGAUAGCAAGGACUCGCUCGAGAACGUGGAGAGCAAGUGGGUUGGCGAAAUUGCGGAACAUUGCCCCAACACCAAACUCGUUCUCGUUGCGCUCAAGUGCGAUCUUCGCGAAUCCGACGAAGAGGAGCCCAACACCGACGGCGCUGCCCCGCAAGGCGAGAAGAAGCCGACUAUCAACUAUGACCAGGGCCUCGAGGUCGCGCGACGCAUCAACGCCCUCCGAUAUCUCGAAUGCUCUGCGAUGCGCAACAGGGGCGUCAACGAGGCCUUCACCGAAGCUGCUCGUGUAGCCCUCACUGUCAAGAAGGACCGCGACGACUCGCCAUGUGUAAUUAUGUGA
Messenger RNA from Parascedosporium putredinis, 618 nucleotides. NCBI's taxonomy places the organism in Eukaryota, Fungi, Ascomycota, Sordariomycetes, Microascales, Microascaceae. The record is from the annotation of a GenBank genome assembly.